CUACAAAUACAUGUGGAAAAGAGCAACUAGAAGGAACAUCCGUCACCAUCAAACUACCAACAAGAAACAAAUCUAAUGAUAUCAUGUGGAUCCAUCUCUCUAGUGGUGACUUCAUUUACAGGAAUAAUGGGAAAAUCUGGAAAAACACUCCAGGUCUAACAAUGGAAAAAGAUGGAUCAUUAACAUUACACAAUGUUAAUCUGAAGGACACCGGCAAAUAUAGAUACACUGUUUUCGCUGACGAAGAUAUACAGAUUGAUGAUGGAGAAAAGGAAAUUAAAGUUUAUGCAAAGGCUCCUAAACCUACUGUAAUGUUUGACUGUGAUGCUGAUGGGAACGCUGUGCUCACCUGUGACACUAGAAACCAUACAGAUCUGAUUGUAUCCUGGUAUAAAGAAAACAAAACCAUCCAGAAUGAAAAAAACCCAAAACUGUUCUUGACAUCUGCUCAAGUACAGGAGAAUAAACCGUACUCAUGCAGAGUAAGCAAUCCUGUCAGCAGUGAGCAAAGUGACAGCAUCACAGUGCCAUUCUCAACAAAGACAUGUGGAAAAGAGCUACUAGAGGGAACGUCCUGCACCAUCAAACUGAAAACAAGAAACAAUGAAAUACCUACAGAGAUCAAAUGGUUACAUUUCUCUAGUGAUGCCUUCAUUGAAAAGAAAAGAGGGAAGAUUAAGAAUAAUAAAAUAGAUGGGGAAAUAGGCGAAGAUGGAUCAUUAACAUUUAAAAGUGUUAGUCUGAAGGACACAGGCAAAUAUAAAUACAGUGCUUUUAAUAAUGAUGGUACAGAGAUUGGUGCUGGAGAAGAGGAAAUUAAAGUUUAUGCAAAGGCUCCUAAACCUACUGUGAAGGACAACUGCAAAAAUGGGGACGCUACACUCACCUGUGACAUUGGAGACCGUACAGAUCUGACUGUAUCCUGGUAUAAAGAAAACAAAAUCAUCCAUGAAAAAAACCCUCAAAUGUUCUUGACAUCUGCUCAAGUACAGGAGAAUAAACCGUACUCAUGCAGAGUAAACAAUUCUGUCAGCAGUGAGCAAAGUGACAGCAUCACAGUAUCAUGUGCCACAGGUGAAAGCUCAGGUCCUCGUAAACUCUUUGGCUUUGAUUUUUGGAUCAUGGUGAGCAUUUUAGCAGGUUCAGGAGCCCUUCUGCUACUGCUAAUAUGUGUUCUCGUGUUCUCUAGCCAAUGCAAGAAUCACCAAAAAGAUGAGAGAGGGCUCAGGCUGAGGAAUCUUUAAACUCCAAAUCCUACCAAAACAGCGAAAACAAUUCAUUACAAAUGACAACCUGUGUUCACAUAAAUCUCCUUAUGAAUCUGGAUUUUUGUUCAGACAGAGAGUUCGAAAAGAAGCAAAGUUAUCAAGACACAGAUGGUAAAGAGCUCCAGCUGGGUUUUAGAGGAUCAACGAUGAGCACAACUCUGUGCCCGAUGUAGUAUCUGUCAUUUGCGUACAAGUUACGAGAGGAAAAAUAGUAUUAUAUGUACUUUAUAAAACAUACAGUCACGAUUUUCCACAAAGAAAUCAAAUAAACUUUCUCUUGUAUAUCUUUGGUUUCCCACAGCAAGCAGCACAAUGACCUUAUUUUAAAAAGAAUAACAUUUUUUUGUGAAUUAUUAACAAGUUCAUGUUAUUUAUAAAUGAUUAGAAUUUUUGUUUUGGGUUUGAGCAAAUAAUAAGCACAGCAUUUCAAAUGCUUUAAAGAUUGAACACAACUGCAGUCUUACCGUGAAAACGAAUUAUGAGAAACAGGAAAAGGAUGAUGAUGGCCACAGCGAUCAAAGGAAUGACAAUUGAAAUGGCAAGACUUGAGUUUGAACCUAAUGAAGAAAAAAAAACAUGCAACACUUAUAAAGCAAAUCCAGCCCUGGAUCACAAUUGUGUUAAUAAAUAACAUUAAAAAUUAAGAGACCAUAAAACAUUUAAAUAUCUAGCUCCAUACAGAUUUAUGUUGUAUGGAGUUUCUUCACUGUCUUACCUUUAAACAGAUCUCUCUCAUAGACCGGAUCACUGGUCUCCUCAUUCAUGGAGUACUUGAGUGUGCAGUAGUAGUCGGCUAGAUUUCUUUUGUUUUCGACUAAGAUGAACUCUCCUUUCGGAUAAUGCUCUGAGCCCUUCAGUAUUUCUCCAGCAGAAUUCUUCCAGAUGAUCGUUUCACUGUACUCGCAUAUUACAGUUUUUUA
Molecule: messenger RNA, 2188 nt
Organism: Labeo rohita (rohu)
Lineage: Eukaryota; Metazoa; Chordata; Actinopteri; Cypriniformes; Cyprinidae
Product: carcinoembryonic antigen-related cell adhesion molecule 1
Exons: 6
Coding region: 84-1244 (386 amino acids)
Source: RefSeq, a predicted model, not a curated record